This is a messenger RNA of Quercus lobata, 920 nucleotides long. RefSeq lists its product as uncharacterized. Lineage: Eukaryota; Viridiplantae; Streptophyta; Magnoliopsida; Fagales; Fagaceae. The record is from RefSeq and is a predicted model, not a curated record. Gene Ontology annotation, molecular function: zinc ion binding; nucleic acid binding. The transcript is spliced from 2 exons. The coding region runs from base 3 to 575 and encodes 190 amino acids.
UCAUGCAAUUCUUGAACGGGUUGAAUGAUUCCUAUUCUCAAGUGAAAACACAAAUACUCAUGAUGGAGCCUAGUCCUUCCAUUGAUAAGGCAUUUUCUCUGGUGAUUCAAGAGGAAAGGCAAAGGUAUUCAGGAUUUACUGUUGUUCCUUCUGUUGAAUCAACUGCCCUUGCAGUCAAGAAUCAAGGAUUCAAUCAAGGGAUUCCAUAUCCAGGAUACAACAAGAGCACUAAAGGAAUCAAUGCAAAAGGGAGGCCUGUAUGUAGUCACUGUGGCAAGCUUGGACAUGUUGUAGAAAAAUGCUACAAAUUGGUAGGAUAUCCUCCAGGUUACAAGCAGAAGGGCAGAGUGGCCAUGGCCAAUCAAGUCUUGACUAAAGAUGAUCAAGGAAAUUCUAACAAUUCUGGCAAUCAACAGGUCAAUUCAUUUCCCUUUACUUCAGAACAAUAUCAACAAUUAAUCUCAAUGCUCAGCUCUCAUCAUGCAUCCACAUCUGGUGCUGCCAAUGAUGCAUUGCACUCAGCUAAUUCUGCUCUUUCAGGACCUUACUUGUUGGAAAACGAUUGGAGUGGGUGAAUUACAUGACAAUCUGUAUCUGCUGCACACUGCAUCCUCUUGCAAAUCUGUUUCAGAAGAUUCUUCAACUCUUGAGUCUGUUUUUCAAUCUUUUGUCAAUUCUGUAUCUGGUUCAAUAUCCAUUCCUAGAGUUACCAAGUCUUAUCUUUGGCACAUGAGGUUAGGACAUGCCUCUGAUAAUAAGUUUCAGGCCUUACACAGUCAUAUACCUGAUGUACAAAAUUUUCAUAGCAAUAAAAAUUGUGUUCUUUGUCCCAUUGCAAAACAGAAGAGGCUUCCAUUGCCCUUUCUUAAUCAUGUUUCAAAUGCUGCUUUUGAUUUGAUCCAUUGUGAUGUUUGGGGACC